Messenger RNA from Drosophila innubila, 4088 nucleotides. It is a transcript of the gene Flacc, whose product is annotated as fl(2)d-associated complex component. The record is from RefSeq and is a predicted model, not a curated record. Gene Ontology annotation, cellular component: RNA N6-methyladenosine methyltransferase complex. The coding region runs from base 195 to 3713 and encodes 1172 amino acids. The transcript has 3 exons. Lineage: Eukaryota; Metazoa; Arthropoda; Insecta; Diptera; Drosophilidae.
GUUAUAUCGAAAUCCAUCCCUAGUUCAAUCGAACUUUAUCUGAACGAUUCGAUACAACCUCUUAAUUGCAAAAUAAACGACGCCACAUAAACAUAAACAUAAAUAAACAUCAACAGGAAGAGCAAAAAACAAAGAAACAGUGUGUCGGCAAAAGCGCGGGAAAGUGCGGGCGAUUUGUGCAUUGUGCAUGUUAAAUGGAGAUGGAAAAGAAGGCCAAAGAGCAAUUGCGUCGGUAUAAGAAGUCGCGACAUGCGCAUUCCAGCAGCGACAGCUCCAGCACAGACACGGACAGUGGCAGCAGCUCGUACAGCAGCUCCGACAGCGAACGGGAUCACCAUGGACAUGCCCACCCGCAUCAGCGGUCCGCGGAGCGACAUCAUCGCAAGAAGAAGAGCUCGCGACGGGCGGGCAGCUCGUCGGGCGACGAGCGUCGCAAGCGUGACAAGCGGGAACGUGAACGGGAUCGUGAUCGGGACCGUGAUCAUGUGCAAAAGAAGCUAGUGGCGAAACGUAAUCACAUCAAACGCAAGCUGAAAGAGGCGCGGCUCAAGAAACGUGCCGCCGCCGCACUCAGCGGACAUGGACAUCGUGCUCUGUCUCCCGCCACGCAGGCGAAGCUGAAGAAGCUGGCGGAGCGCAAGCAUUUGCGUGCCGCCAGCAAGGAGCAGCGGGAGAGGGAGCGGGAGAAGCUGCGUAGUGUGCACCGCGAGAGGGAGCGAGAGCGGGAACGGGAUCAUCAUCGCUUGGGCAGCAGUCGGUCGCCAACAGGUGCCUCCAGCACCACGACGACAACCAAAAUACGCAUUCAUCAGGAUGUGGUGGGUAAGCGCCAAAAGAGUCCCGGUCCAGCCGGGUCAGGUUCCGGAUCCGGUUUGGGACCCAACAGCACGCCCGCCGCUCGCAUGCAUCAUCAGCUGAUGUCGCGGGAGAAGAUCAUCAUACAGACGAGAACGCGCGGACGCACUCCGUCAUUGGAGCGUGAGCGCGAGAGGGAGCGGGAACGGGAGCGCAUCGAGCGGGAGAGGGAGCGAGAAAGGGAGCGUGUGGAGCGAGAGCACGAACGGCAGCGACAUGAGCACAAGCUCCAACGUCACGACGAUCUCUCCCUGCGCGAACGGGAACGUGAUCGUCGGGAAAGGGAACGAGAACGCGCCGAGCGGGAGGCAGCUCGGGACAAAGAACGCGCCGAAGCCUUAGCUCGCUGCCAGGAGCGACAGCGGGAACGCGAGCGUCUGGCCCGCGAGAAGAUGCGACGCCAGGAGGAGGAUGAGGGCAAAAAGCCAUAUGGAGCUGGUGGUGUGCGAGAUCUGGACAUGCCCAUGCCCUAUGGCAGUCGGGAGCGCUCCCUGGAGACCGUGGAGCGUGCCGGGCGUCAUGUGCGCGACAAGCGGGAACUGGAGGCCUAUGAACGCGAGCAGGAGUUCAUUGAGGCCGAGCGCCAUGGACUGCUGGACGAGAUGCGUCGCUAUGGCGGCCAACGAAGACGCGAGCUCAGUCCGCUUGCCGAGCACUUUCCACAGCGCAUAAGAGAUCUCCGGGAUCUCUACUCGGAGGAGGAGCGUGAACGUGCCUACAAGCGUGCCUAUUUGGAUGCACGCUACUCGCGGGAUCGGGAAGCUUGGCUGGAGGCGAGGGACAUGCGGGAUUAUCGGGAACUGGAUGCGGAGGAUGUGCUCUAUGCGGAUGAGCGAGAGCGCAUGAUGCGCGAACGUGAGCGAGAGAGGGAGAGGGAGCGAGAGAGAUUGCCAGCUCGUGGAGAUUAUCGAGCCGAGUGGGAGCGCGACUGGGAUGAGGAUAACGGCGGCAACGGAGGAGGAGGAGCUGGUGGAGGUGGCGGUGGAGGUGGCGGUGGUGGUGCUGGUGGUAAUGGCACGCCAGGACGUGCCAGCGGAUUUGUUGGUGGUCCCAAGCGGCCAAAGCCGCCGGCACAGCAAACUUCACAGCAGCAGCAGCAUCAUUCGGCCUCGGAGCCGGAUUGGGAUGCGGAUGAGCGUGAGGAGUGCGUCGGUGGUGGUGGAGCUGGCGGUGGCGGUGGUGUUGGUAACGAUGUGGUGAAGAACGAACCCGCCUGGCUGGAGCAUGAUCAGCGAGAGAAACCACGUGGUUGGCAGCAGGCGAACAACGAUUGGCGCGACAAUGAUGAGCCCAAUUUUGGACGCAACAAUGGCGCUGGCACCGAGGGACAGCCGCCACAUCAUGCUCCCUCCUCAUCGCCACAUCAUCAUGUCCAUCCACGUGGUGAGCGCGGUGGCGGACGUGGUUUUCGACGUGGUGGUGGUGGAGGUGGUGGCGGAGGCGGGCAUGGUCAUGAGCAUGGCGAGCGUGGUUACAGAUCGCAUCCACCACCACUGAUGACGCUGCCAGUGCAGCCACCAGGUGGCUAUCAUGGUGGUGGUGGCAGCUCACGUGGAUUUCCACACAAGCGUUUGCCUUACGGAGGCGGCGGCGGAGGCGCCUUCAUCAAGAAACAUCCACACAUGCCGCCGACAACAGCAGCCGGAGUUGGACCCGGAGCAGCUGCAUCCACAGCACAGGUGGCGCCACAUCAGCAGCCCAAGCCGAGCAAUGCGGCGGCUCAAGCGAGCGCUGUGGCCGCGGCCACCACAGCGGUGGCAGCUGCCAAGGCGGCGGCCCAAAGUGCUGCCAAUGCCAUCACCAAUCCGGGCAUCCUGGCCCAGGUGAGCAAGCUGCCCAACAUUAAGCAGGAGGAUGCAGCCGAGGAUUCAGCAGGCACACCAGAGCUGGCAGCCACUUCCGUUACCGCUGAGCCGGCCACAGACUCAAAUCUUCCACUGGAGUCAUCACUGAGACAACUGAAGCAGGAACCGAAGCCCAACGGCGAGCUGAGCGAGAUUAGCGACAGCGAUGAUGACAUACUCAAUAAGACGGACAAAGUGAAGCCCAAAUCGGAGCUACAACUGGAGGGAGCACUAGCUGGCAAUCAGGAGAUCUCCACGGAUGCCUUGUCCAACAGCGAGGAGAUCACCAAAAGCGAGACGCAGACAAUAGCCCAAGGUCCAACUCAAACUGCAACUGCUGGUCCAGCAGCGGGAGCACAGCAAGCGAGCAUUAAGAGCGAGGAAGUUGAGGAAGUGCUGGACUUUGAGGAGAUCUCCGAUGGUGAACUGGAGGAGGAUGCCAGGCACAAGGGCAUUGGCGAUGCUCUGGGCGUGGACUGGCAGGGAUUGAUAGCGGAGACGCGACAACAGGCAACGGAUCAUGCGGCACAACAGGGUGUGGAUAGGAACACCUCGGCCAAGCAGCGUUGGCAGCCGCAUCGUGUCCUGCUCGACAUGGGCAUCAGCUUUGAUAUGGCCGGCACGGAGUAUGCCCAUCGCAUCAUCAAUGAUGCACGUCAGCAGCUGCUGCUCGAGAAGGAGCAACAGCAACUGAUCAAAACGGAACCGGAAACGGGCAAAACAACGCCGCCAGCGCAUGAUUAUCGGGAACUGCUGGACACGGAGCAUGUGGAGCCGUUGGCCUGCGUCCAAAUGGGAUUGCGAAGCGCCGCCGCCGAGCGUCAACGUCUUGUGGGCAAUGUGUGUGGUCCUGGAAGUCGUGCGCUCAGCGCUCGACAGGAUUUGCGUUUACGUCGUCAGCUUUGUGGUCUGCCGGCGAGGGAAUGCGACUUCCCCAGGAAUGUGCCCAUUGUCAGCGAGGGAUUGAGAUCGCUGGCCAUGCACAUGUUCCAGCGCACACUCGAUGUCAAAUGAGAUCCGAUCGCUCGACAUCGACUCGAGCAAUUUAGCUAUAGACUAGAUAUACAAAUCUACAUGCAAUGUCCGAAUGCUGUCAAUCUUCACCAGGUUGAUAACAAUAACAACAACGAUGACGAUAACGAUAACAAUGUCGAUGCCUGAUGUGUGUGUUUGAUACCGAUUACAAUUAUGCUAGCGAGUUCAAUUACCUUAAUUAUGCCCGGAUUCCAAUAAUUGUAGCACUAAUUAUGUCAAAAAAAAAAAAACAAAAACAAAAAAACGAAAUCCAUACAAUAUAUAAUAUUAUGCUGUAACUUAGUCGAAACUCCAAUUUUAAAGUUAUAUAUACCUAUUUUAUUGAAUUUGUGUAAUAAAUAAGAAGAUAUUCAA